UCAUCCCUAUGACAGCCACUCAUGGGUGCUUCCUAGCUCACUGCCCAACAAUGUGGCUCCGCGAAGGGGACGGUCGCUGCUGCUGUUAAGAUUAACUAACAUACGUAAUUAGAGGAAAUCUCUGCCUGUAUUAACUGUCGAUGGAUGCUAUUUCGGCGGUCUCAUUUUGCUGCCCGUGAGACCCCCUCCGAUGUAUGCCACGUUGCCUCCACAAUCUCAAAGCAGGAAUCACAUCUGCCAUCAGUUUCUCUUCCCAACUAUCGAUUCCUGCCGUACCCUGUAUGCACGACCAAGUUAGAGUUCGCUUGUCCUCAUCGGCUUUGGCACCCACACGGCAUCACGCUAUCGAGACAUCUCAUCCAUGACCGUGCUGAACGGCAUCGUUGCCGGCGGCCAGUCUGGAUUGCUCGACCACGGCGGCAGUCUGGAUUGCUCGACCACGGCGGCUGCUCGCCAUGUUGCUGGCCGGGCGGAACACGUCCUUGCGGCCAGCGGGGCCAACUCCUCGUCGGCCAACGGAUCAGAUAGCUCAUUCAUGGUGGCUGGGGCUGUACGCCAUGCUGUUGCCCCAACGGACAUCACGUUCCCUGCAGGCGUGCAUCAAGGCGUCAUGGGGGACGGCCGGACCGAGUACGUGUUGGUGGCGGCCGUGCGGCAAGGUGUGGAGGACAAGCAGACGAAGUCCACGGCGGCGGCGGCUGUACGAGACUGCACCCAUACGACCACAUCCAUCAGAGGAGAGGACGAUGCCGGGUUUCAAUGGCUGGAAGGACAGAAAGUGUUGCACCCUUUAUCGAGGAACAGCGCAGUGUAUGAGUCGAGCCGUGAGCCUAUGACACCAAGCAAAAAGAAUGAUAAAGGAGAAGAAAACUGUUUGAUUGAGAAGGAUAAUCCGAAUGCAUCUUCAAAUAAAAUUGUGUCAAAGGAAGGAAUGUGUUUUCAUUCUGAAGAUGAGGCAUACGAGUUCUAUAAUGCAUAUGCAAAAAAGAAAGGAUUCAGUGUUAGGUGGACACACAAAAAAAAGAGAGAGCAGACGAUACCUUAUCUGCUAGGUAUUUAGUUUGCAGUAAGGAAGGAGUGAAAGAAAAACAUAGCACACAUGAGACGAGGAAAGAACAAGCUUCUACGAGGACAGCUUGCAAAGCUCGUGUCCAGUUCCAUAUUACUUCGGCGGGUGUUUGGAUGAUUCAGAAGGCUGUCAUUGAGCACAAUCAUCAUAUGGUAUCUCCGGACAAGGCACACAUGUUAAGAUCACAACGACAGCUACUAGAUGUCAAUAAACAAAUGAUCAACGACAUGCGGUCAGCAGGAAUACGACCAUAAAAAAUAUACAAUUAUUUUGAAGAAUGGUGUGCAGCAGUAAAUGUGCCUUUCUUGAAGAUGGAUUCCAAUAACUACAUAACAAGACAACGUAGAAAGUAUUUGGAAACCAAAGAUGCCCAAACUCUCGUGAAGUAUUUAAAGAACAAACACGCUAAAGAUCCAUCAUUUUUCUAUGCUCUUCAACUUAAUAAAGAGGAUGGUGCAAUAGCAAAUUUCUUCUGGGCUGAUGGACAAUCAAUAAUGGAUUAUUCAU
Messenger RNA from Hordeum vulgare subsp. vulgare (domesticated barley), 1576 nucleotides. RefSeq lists its product as uncharacterized. The coding region runs from base 362 to 1060 and encodes 232 amino acids. The transcript is spliced from 3 exons. The record is from RefSeq and is a predicted model, not a curated record. Lineage: Eukaryota; Viridiplantae; Streptophyta; Magnoliopsida; Poales; Poaceae.